AUGAAGAACCAAACUGCUAUCAAGGAGUUCACUCUUCUGGGAUUUUCCUAUGGGCUGCAGGUGCAGACCAUACUUUACUUGGUCUUUCUCAUUACCUACAUGGUAACAGUCACUGAAAAUGCAGUCAUCAUUUUUGUGGUGACCAAAACCCAUCACCUCCACAAGCCCAUGUAUUACUUCCUGGGGAACUUGUCCUUCCUGGAGAUUUGGUAUGUCUCUGUAACACUGCCUAAGCUUUUGCUUGGGUUCUUGUCACAGUCCAUGACCAUCUCAUUUUCCAGCUGCAUGACCCAAUUGUACUUCUUUAUCUCCCUGAUGUGCACUGAAUGUGUGCUCCUGGCUGUAAUGGCCUAUGACAGGUACCUGGCCAUUUGCCAGCCCCUGCGCUAUGCAGCCAUCAUGACCCACAGGCUGUGCUUCCAGCUCUCACUCCUCUCAUGGGCAGGAGGCUUUUCCAUUUCCUUGGUCAAGGUAUCUUUUAUUUCACGCCUCACAUUUUGUGGUCCACAAGUCAUAAAUCACUUCUUUUGUGACAUCUCACCAGUCCUGAACCUUUCCUGCACUGACAUGUCCCUUGCAGAGACAGUGGACUUUGCAUUAGCCUUGAUCAUCCUCUUGGUUCCUCUUCUGAUCAUUAUUUUCUCCUACUGCUCUAUCCUGUCAAGUAUCUUGGGUAUGCCUUCUGUCCAGGGAAGGAGAAAGGCCUUUUCCACUUGUACCUCCCAUUUCACUGUGGUCAUUAUUUUCUUCUCAGCCACUCUCUUCAUGUAUGCCAGGCCCAGGAGGAUCCAUCCAUUCAACCUCAACAAAAUAGUGUCUGUCUUUUAUGCUGUAUUCACUCCAGCACUGAAUCCUCUGAUCUAUUGCCUGAGGAACAAGGAGGUGAAAGAGAUUCUGAGAAACACCCUAAGCACAAGCUGCUCUGCACUGCGACAGGCCUGA
Dryobates pubescens (Downy woodpecker) is the source of this 942-nucleotide messenger RNA. RefSeq names its product olfactory receptor 6B1. Gene Ontology annotation, cellular component: membrane. The transcript has a single exon. Bases 1 to 942 code for a protein of 313 amino acids. NCBI's taxonomy places the organism in Eukaryota, Metazoa, Chordata, Aves, Piciformes, Picidae. Gene Ontology annotation, molecular function: olfactory receptor activity; G protein-coupled receptor activity. The record is from RefSeq and is a predicted model, not a curated record. Gene Ontology annotation, biological process: G protein-coupled receptor signaling pathway.